AUGGAUUCAUUAGUGCUUUGUCUUUUUGCAAUUUUGCUUGUUGCUUCUGCUGGGGAUGCUAGUGCUGCCGAGGAUGUUCCUUGGUCACAAAACUAUGUCAUCUUGUACGGACAAGAACAUAUCCAGCUUCUUAACCAAGAGAAAGAGUGUCAAAUUUCAAUUGACCAAAUUUCAGGUUCUGGUUUUAGGUCUUUAAAAACUUACAAUUCUGGAUUCUUUGGGAUGAGAAUGAAACUCCCGAAUAAAGAUACAACUGGAAUUAUCACAACCUUCUACCUAAGAUCACAUACAAAAAACCACGACGAGCUCGAUUUUGAGUUUUUGGGUACUAAUAAGACACAACCGUAUUUGUUGCACACAAAUGUGUUUACAAAUGGUCAAGGUGAUAGGGAGGAAAGAAUCUCUCUUUGGUUUGAUCCAACGGAAGACUUUCAUGAUUACCGGUUACUUUGGAACCAACAUCAAGUGGUGUGGUUCGUGGAUGGUACUCCCAUAAGAGUGUUCAAGAAUAAUGCAAAUAUUGGAGUGGGUUACCCGGUACAAGCAAUGCAAAUAGAGGCGACCAUAUGGAGUGGAUCAUGGGCUGGUGAGCCAAAUUGGAGUCAAGCACCCUUCCAAGCCCACUAUCAAAGAUUUGACAUUGAUGGUUGCUCAGCUCGAAACAACACCAUUGCUUCUUCUGAAUGUAAUUGUCCCACAUUUUCAUGGAAUGGGGAGAAGUAUUGGAAUUUAGACUCUCAACAACAGCGUGCUUAUGAAAACGUGAGACAAAAAUACUUGGUUUAUGACUAUUGUUCUGUUGGGUCCAAACCUCCUCCGGAAUGCCAAAAUAACCAGUUGAAUUAUCCAUAG
Messenger RNA from Quercus robur (English oak), 852 nucleotides. Its product is annotated as xyloglucan endotransglucosylase/hydrolase protein 2-like. Gene Ontology annotation, molecular function: xyloglucan:xyloglucosyl transferase activity; hydrolase activity, hydrolyzing O-glycosyl compounds. Gene Ontology annotation, biological process: cell wall biogenesis; xyloglucan metabolic process. Lineage: Eukaryota; Viridiplantae; Streptophyta; Magnoliopsida; Fagales; Fagaceae. The coding region runs from base 1 to 852 and encodes 283 amino acids. The transcript is spliced from 4 exons. The record is from RefSeq and is a predicted model, not a curated record.